Penicillium mononematosum is the source of this 1200-nucleotide messenger RNA. Its product is annotated as PHD finger domain-containing protein. The transcript has a single exon. Lineage: Eukaryota; Fungi; Ascomycota; Eurotiomycetes; Eurotiales; Aspergillaceae. Bases 1 to 1200 code for a protein of 399 amino acids. The record is from RefSeq and is a predicted model, not a curated record.
AUGGAGCAGAAUCCUCAGUAUAUGUCUAGUGAAUAUAUUUCUGGGAGCAACAAUAAGGCGCAAGCAAAGCAAUUCGAGACGUUUGAAAUCGACUUUGGCAUCCCUACACCCAUGAACGAGCUACAGGGGCGAUUUUUUACCGACCUCGUUUUUAUUUGGCGCUUCUAUGUCGAUGACCCUUCCACAUGGAGAUACGAUUCUCCCGUAUUCAGGGUACUAUCGAUUGCUUUCCUGCGUCUUGCGGCCUGGGAUUUUGAGGUAUCUUUCGAUUACAACGUUGAGCUUCCAAUCUCAUUCGCGUCAAUUCCCCGUUGGAGCUACCCCGACGCAGACGUCUAUUGGUUCCAUGGGUACCUUGUUGUUUUACAAGAUGACGUUGAAUCUAAUGCCAUGAUAAACGGAGCCGUCUCAAAAGCCGAGUCAUAUAUUGGCGACUCCCUGCUCAGGCAUGACAAUGUUCGCUUGAUUGUAAUUUCACCACGUCAUGUCGCUUUCGUGGAGCUUUCUCACGAGGUCGUUCUGGCCUCUAGGAACCUAAUAUCGCUUUCCAACCAUUCGGCGACCCGAUGUUCAUCUGGGUUCCGUGCUCUAGCCCGGGUUCUAACAUCAAACUGUUGGAAGAAGCCUUGCGCCUAUAGGGAGAAGUGGCCGGUCAACAUGCCGCCUGAGAUUGUUCGAAUGAUUCUUCAUGAACUGGAACCGCGAGAUGCCGUAGCAUUUUCGCAGGCAUCCUUCACAGCCGAGCAAUGCUACUACGCUUCAGAAUCUCAGUUCAAGAAUAUUGACGUUCGAAGUUUUAAGUCCUCUAUACAUUGCUGCGGCAAGCGCACUGGGCUGGAGACGCACGGUAUUUGUUGUUCUAAAUGCCAAGCUUGGCAACACUUGGAAUGUGUCGGUCUGAAAAAUUACUCUUCCGGCUAUCAGUACGUUUGUACGGGCUGCCAGGAACGAGCCUGUAUGGUACUUGAUCCUGGUGGGAUAAAUGGAUUCAGCCGUCGAAAAAUUAGAGAAGGAUGUGAGGUUAGUGUUGGAGGUUCUGUUAAAUCGCUUCAAUUGCGACUUUCUAAACCUUCCCAUUUACGACCGGAGCUACGGUUCCUUGGGAAUCUUGUCUCAGUUCCGCCUUCGCUCAUACAGUACACAAUCCUUUUUAACCACUCCUUCUCUGGACUAGCUUAUGGCUUGGAAGAUAGCUUCUAA